GGGUUCUGGCCGGGCUCCGUGAGUCACCAGGCAGUCUGACAGCGUGUGUGAGAGCGGCGAGCCGUGUGUGGCAGACAGAGACGGGCACAGUCCGUGUGACAGGAGAAGGAGCGAACGAGUGAGGGAGAUGGGUGAGGGACAGAGUGCCUGAGACAGAGAAAGAAGAGGAGAGAGGGGGAGCGUGGAAAAAGAGAAGCUGUGGAGUGACGGGGGGGAUUCAGCGGCGGAUGGACAGGAGAGAAGGAGCGAUGAAGGGGGAGCUGAUGGCCACUCUCGGGCUGUGCCUGGUCCUCUGCAUGUCCGCCGCCCCGGUUGCACGCAGCAAACGCGAGACGUCGCAGGGAUGUGCCACCGAUCAGUUCUGGAACGAGGACCUUUCAAAGUGCCUGGAAUGCAGUCUGUGUGAAAUACAUACCAACACACCAGGGUGUGACGCCUGUCCGAAGACGUGCGAAGACGGGAAGUUCUGGAACAACGACAACCAGCAGUGCAUUUCAUGUGAGAUAUGCAAAUCGCAGCCAAAAACUCCACAGUGUGACCUGUGCAGCAACGUGGAAUUCCCAACAACAGAGCCAGAAGUGAAUUUGGAUUUGCCGCUAUGGAUUUGGAUAGUGAUCAUAUUAGUGUUUGUAGUGUCUGUGCCGAUUGGCCUGGCCUGGUACAAAUCCAAGGAAUUUAACACCUCAGCAGUGGCAAAGCCCGUCCAGGAGAUCGGGACAGCGGAUGCUCCAAACCAACACAUGUUGGCAUCUGACUGAGGGUUCCUGCGAUGCUGUCCUGUCCCCUCGUCUGUGUGUGUUUGUUCGUGAGACUCCUCAUCAUGAAGAUCCACGUUCGCUGAGGGUGUCACUGUUCGGGAGAAGAGAUUAGCUUCCACUGUAGACUGAGGACUAAUGCAAAGUGCUAUUCCGCUCUCUCCAGGAUUAGAUGACACGUCCAGACAUACUUGUCCGAGCAUCCAAUUAACUUCAAUAAUCUGGAUGACUUUCUGGCACCAGGCGUUGGACACAUCAUCCUCUCCCUCACCUUUUUGGGACCAGACAUCUAUCACACCAUUUUCUCCCAUCCCCUUCCAGGACUCAGUGUCAGACACAACGUUCUCUCUUCCUCCACCAGAACAAGGCACCAGACACAUUGACCUCUCCCCCCACCCUCCAAGUGGACAUCGCAUGAACAAUCCUCUUUCCCCUCUGCUGGACCGAAAAUGUAGAGGAAGCUUCUCUUGCUGUUUGACUCUGGGAGCAUAUGGCAGGAUGAUGUGGCGGGAGCCUCACACUGUGUCUGACCACAGGAAUGAGUGAUGGGACCGUGUGGAGGGAGCUUCACUUUGUGUUUGACCACAGGAAUGAGUGAUGGGACUGUGUGGCGGGAGCCUCACACUGUGUCUGACCACAGGAAUGAGUGAUGGGACCGUGUGGAGGGAGAUUCACUCUGUGUCUGAUGCCAAGAGUGUGUGAUGGGACAGUGCAGAGGGAGUCUCACUCUGUGUCUGACCCAUGCCCUGGGAGUGUGUGAUGGGACGGUGUGGAGGGAGAUUCACUCUCUGCCUGACCCCAGGUGUGUGUGAUGGGAUGGUGUAGAGGGAGCUUCACUCUGUGUCCGACCCCAGGAGUGUGUGAUGGGACGGUGUGGAGGGAGAUUCACUCUCUGCCUGACCCCAGGUGUGUGUGAUGGGACGGUGUGGAGGGAGCUUCACUCUGUGUCUGACCCUGGGAGUAUGUGAUGGGACAGUGCAGAGGGAGUCUCACUCUGUGUCUGACCCAUGCCCUGGGAGUGUGUGAUGGGACGGUGUGGAGGGAGAUUCACUCUCUGCCUGACCCCAGGUGUGUGUGAUGGGAUGGUGUGGUGGGAGAUUCACUCUCUGCCUGACCCCGGGAGUGUGUG
Messenger RNA from Hypanus sabinus (Atlantic stingray), 1884 nucleotides. Its product is annotated as tumor necrosis factor receptor superfamily member 1A. Lineage: Eukaryota; Metazoa; Chordata; Chondrichthyes; Myliobatiformes; Dasyatidae. Gene Ontology annotation, cellular component: plasma membrane. The record is from RefSeq and is a predicted model, not a curated record. Gene Ontology annotation, molecular function: protein binding. Gene Ontology annotation, biological process: positive regulation of apoptotic process. The coding region runs from base 228 to 758 and encodes 176 amino acids. The transcript is spliced from 6 exons.